AUGAGACAAACGGGUAGCAUCAUAUUCUGCUUUCUGGUCGUGGCCCUGCUGCCCUACCACCUCUCGCUCGGAGACAUCCCAAAGCCACCAUCCUUUUCGUCCGGUGGCACGAAAAAGGAUAAGCUAAAGACGGAAAAGCUACCACCGUGCAAAGCGUGCACAGUGUUAGUGAAUUCGUUUCGCGAUGGAAUCAAACGGACGGAACGGGCGAAACACGACGGUGGUGAUGCGGCCUGGGAGGAGGAACGGUUGGGCAGCUACAAGACGAGCGAACUACGGCUAGUGGAGAUACAGGAGCGGCUCUGCACGGACGUUACACGUGGCGAGGACCAAUGCCAUCAGCUGGCGGAAGACUAUGAGUCACAGAUAGAGGAAUGGUGGAAAAACCAUCAAACCACCCAUCCGGAUCUGCACCGAUGGUUGUGUGUGGAGCAGGCGACCGUUUGCUGUCCGGAUGGGUUUUACGGACCGAACUGUGAGCCCUGCCCGACCUGUUUCGGUAAUGGCAAGUGUAAGGGGAAUGGUACACGCAAGGGCAACGGAAAGUGUGCCUGUGAUGAGGGAUAUGCCGGGGAUAACUGUGAUAGCUGCACGGAGGAAUACUACCCAGCGUUCCGGGAUGAUACGAAGCUGCUGUGUAGUCGGUGCCAUAAGGCGUGUGCUGCCGGAGGAUGUACUGGAGCGGGGCCAAAUGCAUGCCGAGUGUGUCGGAGCGGAUGGGUAAUGGAUGCAGGACGGGGCGGGUGUGUCGAUGUGGAUGAAUGCAUUAAAGAGGCUCCGUGUUCGAGACAACAGUUUUGCGUAAACAAUGAAGGAUCGUACAGCUGUUUGGAGUGUGAUAAAUCGUGCGACGGCUGCAGCGGAGAUGGUCCAGAUUUAUGCGACAAAUGUGCCGCAGGAUACGAGCUACGGGACGGCAUGUGUACAGAUACGUCCAACGAGAAGCGCAAUCAGUACGCCACCUUUACCCGAUACCUAACCUAUCUCGGUCUGUGCAUUGCCACGUGCAUCGUGCUACAGAACUCGACCUGGCUCGCGGCACUGGUUGGAUUGGCCGUCGCCGUAUACAUUUCCGUGUCGGAGUACUGGCUCAACACUGCCCCGCAGCAACCGGCGGCCCCUUCGCCUCGGAUAUUAGACGAGAUUCUUCAACAGCAUUAAUAAAAAUAG
Molecule: messenger RNA, 1170 nt
Organism: Anopheles maculipalpis
Lineage: Eukaryota; Metazoa; Arthropoda; Insecta; Diptera; Culicidae
Gene: Creld
Product: cysteine-rich with EGF-like domain protein 2
Exons: 3
Coding region: 1-1161 (386 amino acids)
Molecular function (GO): calcium ion binding
Source: RefSeq, a predicted model, not a curated record